This is a messenger RNA of Aspergillus mulundensis, 1023 nucleotides long. RefSeq names its product ArsA family ATPase. The record is from RefSeq and is a predicted model, not a curated record. Gene Ontology annotation, molecular function: ATP binding; ATP hydrolysis activity. NCBI's taxonomy places the organism in Eukaryota, Fungi, Ascomycota, Eurotiomycetes, Eurotiales, Aspergillaceae. Gene Ontology annotation, cellular component: GET complex. Gene Ontology annotation, biological process: post-translational protein targeting to endoplasmic reticulum membrane. Bases 1 to 1023 code for a protein of 340 amino acids. The transcript is spliced from 3 exons.
AUGUCCUCGACCGCGAUUGUCCACGACGACGACCUCAUGGAGCCCACCCUCCAGUCGAUCGUCAACCAGAAAACACUGCGAUGGAUUUUCGUCGGAGGCAAAGGAGGUGUCGGAAAGACCACAACCUCUUGCUCACUCGCCAUUCAGCUUGCCAAAGCCCGCAAGUCUGUUCUUCUCAUCUCCACCGAUCCCGCGCACAACCUCAGUGAUGCCUUUGGCCAGAAGUUCGGGAAGGAGGCUCGUCUAGUUGAUGGAUACACCAACCUCAGCGCGAUGGAAGUCGACCCCAACGGGAGUAUUCAGGACCUUCUCGCGAACGGCGACGGACAGGGUGAUGACCCCAUGGCUGGUCUCGGUGUUGGGAACAUGAUGCAGGACCUGGCCUUCAGCAUCCCUGGUGUUGACGAAGCCAUGUCAUUCGCCGAAGUCCUCAAGCAGGUCAAGUCCCUGUCCUAUGAGGUUAUCAUUUUCGACACUGCCCCCACCGGCCACACCCUCCGCUUCCUCCAGUUCCCCACCGUCCUCGAAAAGGCCCUUGCGAAGCUCUCGCAGCUCUCCUCUCAGUUUGGGCCCAUGCUCAACUCGAUCCUUGGAGCUCGCGGUGGAUUGCCUGGUGGCCAGAACCUGGAUGAGAUUCUGCGGAAGAUGGAGUCACUGAGGGAAACCAUCGGCGAAGUCAACAACCAGUUCAAGAACCCUGACAUGACGACGUUUGUCUGCGUUUGUAUUGCGGAAUUCUUGUCUCUAUACGAGACCGAGCGUAUGAUCCAGGAGCUGACAAGCUACCAAAUCGACACCCACGCAAUUGUGGUCAACCAGCUUCUCUUCCCUAAGCAAGGCAGUGACUGCGAGCAGUGCAAUGCGCGGAGAAAGAUGCAGAAGAAGUACCUGGAGCAGAUCGAGGAACUCUAUGAAGACUUCAAUGUCGUUAGGAUGCCGUUGCUCGUCGAGGAGGUCCGAGGGAAGGAGAAGCUCGAAAAAUUCAGCGACAUGCUUAUCAACCCUUAUGUGCCCCCCAACUAA